This is a messenger RNA of Beauveria bassiana ARSEF 2860, 537 nucleotides long. RefSeq lists its product as uncharacterized. Lineage: Eukaryota; Fungi; Ascomycota; Sordariomycetes; Hypocreales; Cordycipitaceae. The coding region runs from base 1 to 537 and encodes 178 amino acids. The record is from RefSeq and is a predicted model, not a curated record. The transcript has a single exon.
AUGGCGGUCGCUUCAGGGGACUUUGCCUCUCAAAAAGCCUGCUUGUGGUGCUAUAUGAUGAAGCAAAAGGCACGCAGCUACGACCACAAAAAAUACAAAAAGCUGACAAAGCUGCCCCGGAAGCAUAAUAAAUCCUCAGAACUCCUACCCAAAGAUCUCAAACUUAAUCCCGCGGUCCCAGGCCCACGCUUCAUAUUCUCAACAGCCGAGGGUAAGAGACGCGCGUGGAAAAGCGAAGUCGAGCAGAGAGCCAAACAUUGCCGUAGAAAGGAGAUUAAAGCGCAUAGCUUCAAUUCUCUCUGCACCAUUCAGGAAGCAGAUGAAGAAGAAGAGGAUGAUGAUGAGAGCGCGACUGUGACCAACCUCUUUUACAACCUCCAUAUGUGUGCCCACGUAUACGAGAGUGCUCGUCCAACAGGCAGUGGCCCCCGCAACCAGGCUAUUCACAGAUUAGUCAAAAUUUGUGGCUUGGAGACUUUGGACCGGCCUAAUAUUGCCGAGUUGCAGUCCAAAGGCGAGAAUUUUGGCCGUCUUUGA